AUGAAGUUCUCUGCCAUCACCUCCGUUUUCUGCCUGGCUUCGGCCGCCCUUGCGGCUCCUGCCGCCCCUGCCUCUGUCGAGGAGCGCGCUCUCAUUCAGCUCGAGCCCUUCAACAACUUUCGCUUCGUCAACCUGGAUCUCGCCUACCUCCAGGCCAUCAACGGCUUUGACCUGCAGUCCUUUGUCAACCUGCAGCUCAAGAACAACCUCGACCUGAGCUCCUUCCAGAGCCUCUUCCUGGAGGACGCCUUUACUGUCAACAAGAUUCUCCAGCUCCAGCAGGUCGCCAUCCUCUCCCAGCUCUCCGCCAUUGGCGCAUUCAGCAACAUCGAUCUGUCUCGCGUCAAGCUUGGUGGCUUCAACUUUGCCCAGAUCGCCACCAUCGCCAACUUCCCGCUCAACACCUUGAUCAACACGGUGCUCCAGCCCCAGCUCAGAGUCGUUGUCGACCAGACUCCUCCUCUCACCAUCAUCAUCUAA
Messenger RNA from Microdochium trichocladiopsis, 480 nucleotides. RefSeq lists its product as uncharacterized. The coding region runs from base 1 to 480 and encodes 159 amino acids. The record is from RefSeq and is a predicted model, not a curated record. The transcript has 2 exons. NCBI's taxonomy places the organism in Eukaryota, Fungi, Ascomycota, Sordariomycetes, Xylariales, Microdochiaceae.